Messenger RNA from Phragmites australis (common reed), 3683 nucleotides. RefSeq names its product LRR receptor-like serine/threonine-protein kinase EFR. Lineage: Eukaryota; Viridiplantae; Streptophyta; Magnoliopsida; Poales; Poaceae. The record is from RefSeq and is a predicted model, not a curated record. The transcript is spliced from 2 exons. Bases 250 to 3552 code for a protein of 1100 amino acids. Gene Ontology annotation, biological process: protein phosphorylation. Gene Ontology annotation, molecular function: protein binding; protein kinase activity; ATP binding.
AUUGCAAGCUAGCUAGAUGCUUUUGAAUAGCCACUGGGAACCAUGCAAAUCAAGCGACCACAGUAUAGGCUUCGUGCUGCCUGGAAAUAGUUGCCUUAUUGUUAUUAUAGCUGCAUAAGGAAAAUCAAACAAUCUGCAUAAUAGCUUCUUUGAGCCCAUGGUAGUGUACUAGUCUAACUAGAUUAUCACUAUUCUCGAGCCACUAUAUAAAAUCCUGGCCUGCAGUUGCCAAAGCACCACGACGUGGCUAUGGCGCGUCCGCACUGGUCCCUCGUACUAGCAGCAGCAGUAUUCGCCGCCUUGACAUCGCUGCAAGCGGCGGCCGUCGGCACUGCUUCCUCCGACCUUGCCGCUCUGCUCGCUUUCAAGGCGCAGCUCUCCGACCCUCUCGGCAUCCUCCGGGAGGGCUGGACCGCCAACGUGUCCUUCUGCCGCUGGACCGGUGUGUCGUGCGGCCAGCGCCACCGGGAGCGCGUGACCUCCCUGGUGUUGCCGGACGUGCAGCUGGACGGACCGCUCUCCCCUCACCUCGGCAACCUCUCCUUCCUCACUGUGCUCAACCUCACCGGCGCCGGCAUCACCGGCACCAUCCCGGCCGACCUCGGCCAGCUGCGUCGCCUUAGGUACCUCCAUCUCGGACGCAACCGCCUCUCGCUCUCCAUUCCCUCUUCAUUUGGGAACCUCACAAGCCUCGAAUUUCUUGAUGCGAGCAUCAACAAGCUCUCUGGUGAGAUCCCAGUGGAGCUGCAGGGAUUGCACAAUCUUGAAUACAUAGCUCUGCAUGCCAAUCAACUGAGUGGCAGUAUCCCAGCUCAUCUGUUCAACAGCACGCCCAUGUUAAACCAUGUCUCGCUGGCGAACAACAGCUUGUCGGGAUCGAUACCUGACGGCAUUGGCUCCUUGCCCAUGCUUGAAUUCCUCGCCCUGCAGAUAAACCACCUCUCCGGCGCGAUGCCCCCAGCCAUCUUCAACAUGUCCAGGCUCAGAUUUCUGUACAUGGCCAAUAACAAUCUGACUGGCCCCAUCCCUGGCAACAACGUCACCUUCAGCCUCCCCAUGCUGCAGGUGAUAUCCCUGUCUCUGAACAACUUCACGGGCCCGAUCCCGUCAGGCUUUGCGUCGAGCAAGGACGUCCGGAUCAUCUCUCUAUCUGAGAAUCACUUCACGGGCCCUGUGCCAACAUGGCUGGCCAAGCUGCCACUUCUUACUGGCCUUUUGUUCGGCGGGAAUGAGCUCGUCGGACCAAUCCCUGGUGUGCUUGGCAAUCUCACCAUGCUCGCUAGGCUUGACCUCUCGUCGUGCAAGCUCCAUGGAGAGAUCCCAGUGCAAUUGGGAAUGCUCAUGCAUCUUAGCAUCUUGAUGCUUUCUCUCAAUCGACUAAAGGGCUCCUUCCCUGCUUUUCUUGGCAAUAUGACCGAAUUAUCUGCCAUAGAGCUGGACUUCAAUCUGUUGACCGGAUCAGUACCAGAUUCACUUGGGAACAUGAGAUCGCUUGAGCAUCUCAACAUUGGAGGCAACCACCUCCAAGGGGAGCUUGGCUUCUUGGCUGCCCUCACCAAUUGCAGGGAGCUCCAAUUCUUAAAUUUGCAGAUGAAUUCUUUCACCGGAAGACUUCCAGAUUAUGUCGGAAACCUCUCCAGGAAGCUCCUGGUUAUCGAUGCCACAGGCAACAAGUUGGCCGGAGGAAUCCCAGCAACAUUAUCGAAUCUAAGUAGUCUCAGCUCGCUGAUCCUUCUGAACAAUCAGCUAAGCCAGGCGAUCCCAGCAUCUAUCAUGACUAUGGAGAGUCUUGAGAGGAUUGACAUCUCAGGGAAUAGUUUUGUUGGCCCCAUCCCGACACAAAUUGGUAUGCUCAGGAGACUAGUACAACUGUUUCUCAACAACAACAAUUUCUCUGGCUCAAUACCAGAUGGUCUUGGUAAUCUUACUAUGUUAGAGUACAUUUCGUUAUCUCAUAACCAACUAUCUUCAGGUUUACCAGCAAGCUUGUUUCUUCUGGAUAACCUCGUCUACCUAAAUCUGUCGCAAAACUCUCUGACUGGUGCAUUACCAUCUGAUCUUGGCCACAUGAAACAAAUCGACAAAAUAGAUCUCUCUGCCAACAACUUGGCUGGCAGCCUCCCAGAUUCUUUUGAACAGCUCGCAAUGUUAACUUACCUAAACAUGUCCCACAACUCGUUUAAAGGCUCAAUUCCAUACACUUUUCGCAGUUUAAUUAGCUUGGCAACAUUGGACUUGUCCUCCAACAAUCUUUCUGGUACCAUUCCAAUGUACUUGGCAGGCUUAACCUACCUCACCAGCUUGAACCUGUCCUUCAACGAGUUACAAGGUCCAGUACCAGAUGGAGGUGUUUUCAGAAGUAUCACCUUGCAGUCAUUGAUAGGGAAUGAUGGAUUGUGCGGCGCUCCCCGUCUAGGAUUUUCUCCAUGCCAGGAAAGUUCUCAAUCGACUAAUAGACACUUGCUAAAAUUUCUGCUCCCUUGUGUCUCCUUAAUCUUUGGGGCUAUAGCCAUUUUCAUAUACCUGUUGAUCAGAAAAAAUAUUACAAAUAAGCAAGCAAAGGGAACAGCAUCUGGUAAUGGAGAUGAUGUAAUCACUCAUAGGUUAGUGUCAUAUCAUGAGAUUGUUCGCGCCACGGAGAAUUUCAGCGAGGAUAACAUACUGGGAGUUGGAAGUUUUGGGAAGGUUUUCAAAGGUCGACUGGACGAUGGAAUGGUGGUUGCGAUUAAAGUCCUCAACAUGCAUGUGGAACAAGCUAUCACAAGUUUUGACGUUGAGUGCGAAGUUCUACGCAUGGUCCGGCACCGCAACUUGAUAAGGAUACUUAACACUUGUUCAAACAUAGAGUUCAGAGCCUUGCUGCUUCGGUACAUGCCCAAUGGCAGCUUGGAGGCAUACUUGCACGCUGAAAGCCGCCCUCCACUAGGAUUGCUCGAGAGAUUAGACAUUAUGCUUGACGUGUCAAUGGCAAUGGAGCACCUGCACUAUCAUCACGGUGAGGUCAUCCUGCACUGUGACCUCAAGCCUAGCAAUGUUCUGUUUGAUGAGGAGAUGACGGCGCAUGUUGCAGACUUUGGCAUUGCAAAAAUAUUGUUAGGUGACGACAGCUCCGCCAUUUCAGCAAGCAUGCCAGGGACAAUAGGAUACAUGGCUCCAGAGUAUGCAUUCAUGGGAAAAGCAUCGCGGAAGAGUGAUGUGUUCAGCUUCGGAAUCAUGCUGCUUGAAGUCUUCACUGGGAGAAGGCCCACAGAUCCCAUGUUUGUUGGAGAAAUGAGCCUUAGGCAAUGGGUUUUUGAAGCACUUCCAGAAAGACUUGCAGAUGUUGUGGACGAAAGGCAGCUCCAAGGUGAAAUAGUAAUACAACAAGGUGGUCUCCGGCGCAAUAAUAAGACUUCCUUGGGAAGUUCUUCUACUUGCGAAAAUGAAAAGCUUCUUUUGUCAGUAUUCGAGCUUGGCCUAGUGUGUUGCAGUGACUCGCCUGCGCAGAGGAUGGAAAUGAACGAUGUUGUUGCAAAACUGAAGAGCAUCAUGGACUCAACUUCAUGCUUGUAAAUUAUGCAUGGGUUUGCAUUACUGCCAAUUACUGAUGUGAUUAGCUAGUAUAAGGCCUGUCUUGCAUGAUGUAUUCUGUACUUAGGAAACCUGUUAUAUGAUUAUGCUGUCGAUUCAGGAUGUCUAACUUA